Molecule: messenger RNA, 457 nt
Organism: Mirounga angustirostris (Northern elephant seal)
Lineage: Eukaryota; Metazoa; Chordata; Mammalia; Carnivora; Phocidae
Product: large ribosomal subunit protein eL22-like
Exons: 1
Coding region: 4-333 (109 amino acids)
Biological process (GO): cytoplasmic translation
Cellular component (GO): ribosome
Molecular function (GO): RNA binding; structural constituent of ribosome
Source: RefSeq, a predicted model, not a curated record
ACCAUGGCACCCGUGAAAAAGCCUGUGGCGAAGGGGGGCAAAAAAAAGAAGCAAGUUCGAAAGUUUAUCCUUGACUGCACCCACCCUGUAGAAGAUGGAAUCAUGGAUGAUGCCAAUUUUGAGCAGUUUCUUCAAGAGAGAAUCGAAGUGAAUGGAAAAGCUGGGACUCUCGGUGGAGGGGUUGUAACAAUUGAAAGGAGCAAAAGCAAGAUUACUGUAACUUCUGAGGUGCCUUUUUCCAAAAGGUAUUUGAAAUAUCUCACCAAAAAAUAUUUGAAGAAGAAUAAUCUCCGUGACUGGUUGCGCAUAGUUGCUAACAGCAAAGACAGUUAGGAGUUGCGUUACUUCCAGAUUAACCAAGAUGAGGAAGAGGAGGAAGAUGAGGAUUAAAACUCAUUUAUCUGGAAUAUUUUGUAUGAGUUCUUAAAUAAAACUUGGGAACCAAAAAAAAAAAAAA